CGCCGCAUCUUUACGCACAGACAGUGGACACGUAGAGUUUCUAUAGUUGUGUUGAGUUUAUUCAAGUUGUGCUUCAUCAGAGCUGGUGCUUUCGUUGAAGCUUGGGAGAUGAAGUACGGUGGAUGAGGAGGCACGACAGCGCUGUACCCUGGGAAUGAACCGGCUGCGGGUGGCGGUGGUGGGGGCAGGGGCAGCAGGGCUGUGUGCUGCACGGCACAUCCUGGCACGCCUGGACUCCUUUGUCCCUCCAGUGGUGUACGAACUCACCGGGCACGUCGGAGGCACCUGGUUCUAUGAGGAUCGCAUCCGUAACUACGAUAACGGGCUGCCCAUUCACAGCAGCAUGUACAGAGAUCUCAGGACCAACCUGCCGAAAGAGGUGAUGAUGUUUCCCGAUUUUCCCUUUGACUCCAAGCUUCCCAGCUUCUUGCCCCAUCAUGUGGUCCAGAGUUACCUGGAGAGCUACUGUGAGAGCCACCAUGUCAUGCCUUACAUCAGGUUCAACACAGUGGUGGAAGAGGUGAACCCUGUCGCUGUGGAGUUGGAGGAGAACGGACCAAAGAUGACAUGGGAGGUGAAGUCAUCAGAUGAGACAGGAUCACAGAGAACAGAAAUGUUCGACUCGGUUUUCAUCUGCAGUGGGCACUACUCUGAUCCCCACAUUCCAGCCAUCCCCGGAAUCGAACAUUUUAAAGGUACAUUGCUUCAUAGCCACUCUUACAAAUAUCCAGAGCCUUUCGCAGGUCAGACUGUGGUUGUGUUGGGAGCUGGAGCGUCAGGACUGGACAUCUCCAUAGAACUGGCCAAGGUCAACGCCAAGGUGAUCCUGAGCCACAGUAAGCCCACCUUAACCUUCCCUCUGCCCUCUGGGAUUCAACAGGCCAGCCCUGUGGUGGAGAUCCUUGAGGACGGCUCACUGCGCUUCCAGGACGGGUCAGUCACCAAGAGCCAGGUUCUGCUUCUCUGCACGGGCUACAACUUCAGCUACCCAUUCCUCAACCCAGCUAAACUGGGCCUGGAGAUCCACCAGCACCUAGUGACCCCACUCUAUCAGUUUUUGAUGCCACCUGCCUUUCCCUCACUUUUCAUCAUCGGCAUCUGCAAAAUUAUUUGCCCUUUCCCCCAUUUCCAUUGCCAGGUCCAGUUUGCUCUGGGCAUCCUCGAGGGCACAGUAGUGUUGCCAUCCAAAGCCGAGAUGGAGGAGGAGGCAAAGUCUGAGAUCAAAAGAAAAGUAGAGCAAGGGGUCCAGCCGACGCACCUGCUGAAGAUGGACAAGGACCAGUGGGCUUACUGCCAGCGCUUGGCCCAGACUGGGAAGUUCCAACCACUCCCUCUGGUCACACAGAAACUCUAUGAGGAAGUGUGGCGACAAAGACGGGUUCAUCCACAGAACUACAGGAAGCUCAACUACAGACUAGUCAGCAACACCAAGUGGGAGCUAAGUGACUGAGUAAGCCAUGUGGGUUGAGGUUUUCCGCAGAGCAAGGUUUGGACAGUAUUGGGUUAAACUUAACUUGAUCGCAGUCAUCCAUAACGAGAAAAUUUGACCCAUAAAAUGGCACAGCUACUGUCAAAAACAUAAUUGAAGUGAAUCUUGAAGUGUUAAGAUGAUAUGAGAUAAUUUGAACAUUAUCAAAGAUACAGUGAAAAAUAGGAAAUUGUCUUUUAAGCAGCAACAUAUACCUUACAAAUAAAAAUGAAAUAUAAAAGGAAUAUCUAAAAAGAAUUUAAUCUUCCCACUGAUCAUCACUGAUGGUUUACAAAUGUUUGCAGUUAACACAUUUAAAGCCCAGUGUGAUCACCCAGUGUUUCCUACACAUAGGCUUUACCUGGUCUUGCUGCCCAGGUUUUGUGUGUCUGUGUGUGUGUGUGUGUGUGGGUGUGGGUGUGGUGUGGGUGUGUGUUUCAAAAACAUCAACUACAGUUUAUUAACCUUGUCUAUCUCUUUGUUCUGCCCCUUCUGGCCCUGUUCACUCUGCUGUAUUAGAAUAAAUUGUCAUCUGUGUUUAAUCAGAAUAAUUUAUAUCAUUUUCAAGUAUCAUGCUAUUAAAAAAUAAGGUCUUUAGCAAGAGUAGCUUUGUUUUGGUGCCUUCUAUUAAGAUUGCAAAUAUCAUUUUAUUUAACUAUUAAUGAAGACAUUGUAGGAAUCUUGUAAAGCUCACAACACUCCAAUAAACUACUCUUGUGCCAGUAAACUACAUGUUUACAUCAAUUUUUUUAUGAAUGAUAUGUCCUCUCUGUAAAGACUCCAACCAUAAUUCCUUGGUGUGCUUGUGAUGUAAUUAUUCCAAGAUACAUUUUCAACAAGAUAUUGAUUUUUGGAACCCCCUCCAACAAAAUAACUUCUUACCUCUAUUGUAUUCAUUUAUAAGUCUAUUGAUGCUAAACUCAUACUGCUGCACUCGUAGUGUUGGGUGUCCUUACAAUACUGUGCUAAAGCUAUCACACAGCAUUAAUAAAGUCUUUUUGU
Lampris incognitus (smalleye Pacific opah) is the source of this 2470-nucleotide messenger RNA. RefSeq lists its product as uncharacterized. Bases 155 to 1450 code for a protein of 431 amino acids. The transcript has 9 exons. The record is from RefSeq and is a predicted model, not a curated record. Gene Ontology annotation, molecular function: N,N-dimethylaniline monooxygenase activity; flavin adenine dinucleotide binding; NADP binding. NCBI's taxonomy places the organism in Eukaryota, Metazoa, Chordata, Actinopteri, Lampriformes, Lampridae.